GCGCAGCAGCCGCCGGUGGCAGUGCCGGGCCCUGUGGGUACCGGGGCGGCGGGGCGUGAGGAGGGCGCGGUAGCGGCGCCCCCAGGUCCUUGCCCCCGUCGCCGCCCGGUGCCCGCCGCCAUGAAGAUCUGGACCUCGGAGCAUGUUUUCGACCACCCCUGGGAAACUGUGACAACGGCUGCCAUGCAGAAGUACCCAAAUCCCAUGAACCCCAGCGUGGUUGGUGUCGACGUGCUGGACAGACAUGUCGAUCCUAGCGGGAAGCUGCACAGCUACCGGCUCCUCAGUACGGAAUGGGGAAUACCUUCCAUUGUGAAAUCGCUUAUCGGCACAUGCAGAACAAAGACCUAUGUUCAGGAGCACUCUGUUGUUGACCCGGUGAAAAAAACAAUGGAGCUUAAAUCCAGCAAUAUUUCAUUUACAAAUCUAGUGUCAGUAGAUGAAAGGCUUGUCUAUAAACCACACCCUCAUGACCCAUACAAAACCAUGUUGACACAAGAAGCAAUAAUAUCAGUAAAAGGUGUAAGUCUUAGCAGUUACUUAGAAGGGCUAAUGGCAAACACAAUUUCUUCCAAUGCUAAUAAAGGCCGUGAAGCAUUGGAAUGGGUAAUUAAUAGGCUGAACGCAGAGAUUGAAGAGUUUGCAGCUUCAGCAAGAGGAACCAUGAGGAAUUCAAUGGCAGCAGCAGCAUUUGUAGAGAAAUGACAAUUCUUGGUACUGUCACCAGUCACGAGCUGUGGGAACGUAAAGGUCAGACCCUGACAUCCUCACAUAGUACACCAGCCUGCCUGGUAGUCCUGUUGACUCCAUUAGGUGCCAUCUGUCCCAUGAGGAUUCUUCAGUGUGAGGGGAAAACAGGACACAGCCCUGAACAAGUUGAUGCUUGUAGUUUGGUGCCAGAGGCUCUUCCUAGAAUUUUGAUUCUAAGCUUACAAGUGAUUUCAAGACUCUCUUAGUCUUUAAAAACUGUAAUGUCAUCUGUCCAGUAUAUUUUAUGUUGCAUGCCAUUUCUGUUAUCAAAAUUCUCUAUUGAAUAGUGUCUGCUAUAUAGAGAACCAGAGAUUAUUUUAAGUUGUAAACACACAAGAACAUUCUUCUGUAAGAUUUGUGUAGGGGGAAGAAAACGGGUCUGGGGGUGUAUGUAGAAAUAUAACUUUUUAAAAUAUAGCUAUUCUAAAUAUUUUUCUAAAAAGAAAUGGUUUGAGACUCUUACUAAAUUGAAAUCACUAAGCUUUGCCAUGCUUUUAUAGGAGAUUAUUGCAACUGAAACAGCAUUUUAAUUUAAAAGGUAUACAUGAAACUUCUGCAAAAGUGUACCAUCAUUUCUGAUAAAAAUACAAUGCUUGAAACUCAUCUGAAAUGUUUGUUUAGCCAUUAGCACUACUUGGUAGUUUUCUUUUCCUGAUUUUUCCACACUAAGGACUGCAUAGUAUGAACUCACAGUUUGCCUUUGCACUGAACAAAAAAGCAACUUACUGUUUAAUCUUUGCAAGCAUUCAACAUCUCGAAAGAUCAUUGUUUUAUUUUAUUUAUAUGACUGCAUUCUCAGUCUGCCAGAGUAUGUGGCGGUUUUUAAAUAAAACUUUUAUCUGAAUUCUGGCUA
Pezoporus occidentalis (night parrot) is the source of this 1603-nucleotide messenger RNA. RefSeq names its product PRELI domain containing 3B (gene PRELID3B). The record is from RefSeq and is a predicted model, not a curated record. The transcript has 7 exons. NCBI's taxonomy places the organism in Eukaryota, Metazoa, Chordata, Aves, Psittaciformes, Psittacidae. Gene Ontology annotation, cellular component: mitochondrial intermembrane space. The coding region runs from base 121 to 705 and encodes 194 amino acids. Gene Ontology annotation, molecular function: phosphatidic acid transfer activity. Gene Ontology annotation, biological process: phospholipid transport.